AUGGAGGACCCGGAGGACCGCCGCCGCCUUCGCGACGCCGUGCGCCUGUGCGCCCGCCUCGGAGAGCACGAGGCCUUCAGCGACAUAGUCCAGGAGCGCACAGAACCCACCGACGAAGAACUGGCUGACGAUGACGAGCUGGACGCCUGCAUGCUGCGUGAUGCCACCACCGGCCAGCACAUCUCCUGCACCUGCAAGAUGGGCCCCGCCAGCGACCCCAUGGCCGUGGUAGACCAGUAUGGCCGCAUCCACGGAAUGGAGCACAUCCGCGUCGUAGACGCCUCCAUAAUGCCCAACUGCAUCCGCGCCAACACCAACGUAACCACCAUGACCAUAGGCGAGCGCGUAUCCCAGUUUAUAAAAGACGGCCGCUAG
Geodia barretti is the source of this 375-nucleotide messenger RNA. The record is from the annotation of a GenBank genome assembly. Lineage: Eukaryota; Metazoa; Porifera; Demospongiae; Tetractinellida; Geodiidae.